GAAAAUGAUUUAUUAUCAACAGAGGAACAAUGGAAGCUGCAACAUCAGAAGAUACAUGUGAAGCACCAUGGCUGUGAAUUAACACAUGCGGAGAUGGUUCUUGUUCUCAUUCCAGCUUUGAUUGUUGCCCAGAUUUUGCUUGUUCAGUGGAAGCAAAGACAUCAUCAAUCAUACAAUUUAGUCACACUGCUGCAGAUGUGGGUUGUUCUUUUUUAUUUCACCGUUAGACUUUACUGGUGGAGAUCCCUGUCCAUGUGGGGAAUGCUCUUAGUUAUUACCAGUUACAUCACUUUCAGAGCAACCCAAAAGAACCACAGUGGUUUCUCCAAAUGGUUCCUCCUCCAGGUCUAUAAAAUGAAUUAUGCAAUUGGAAGUUAUCUAGCUAUAAUGCUUAUCAUCUUUGGAUUUAAUUUAUUCUUUAGAAUCCAGCCUGAUGAAUCCGUGGAUUUUGCUGUGACACGACUUUUUUACAGACUGUACUAUGGAGUGACAGGAAGAGACUUUGCAGACAUUUGUUCUGACUACAUGGGUUUUUACAAUAUCAGUGGCAUACCAAAAAGAAUGACAAUGUCCAAUGGCAUCUGCUCCAUCUGUGGGCAGAAAUUUUUUGCAAAUAUAAAUGAAAAAGGGAUCAUUGAAAAUACCUACCAGCUGUCCUGUAAUCAUGCAUAUCCAUUCCAUGAAUCCUGCAUCCAUGACUAGUGCAUUGUUGGCAAGAACCAGACUUGCCCAUAUUGCCCUGAGAAAGUUGAUUUGAAGAGGAUGUUAAGUAACCCAUAUCCUCUCCCUAACAA
Molecule: messenger RNA, 794 nt
Organism: Merops nubicus (carmine bee-eater)
Lineage: Eukaryota; Metazoa; Chordata; Aves; Coraciiformes; Meropidae
Product: RING finger protein 175-like
Cellular component (GO): endoplasmic reticulum membrane; Golgi membrane
Molecular function (GO): metal ion binding; ubiquitin protein ligase activity
Source: RefSeq, a predicted model, not a curated record